AUGGGCUUCUUCAGUGGGCGCGCGUGCUGGGGAGAUGCCGCCAGACAGAAUGAGUUCACUGGCCCCAGCCUUUGUGCUGCAGCCAGGCCAGCCACUCAGCGCAGACCCGUGGCCCCCUGCAACUGCCGGGCGGUACCUGGCCUGGCGUGCUGCCCCCGGUCAUUUCUUCGCAGUUGCGCUCACGACGUUGCCGUGCAAAUUGAACAUAAAACAACCGCGCAGCGACGGGCAUCACAAGCUCUCAGGCCGCUCCGGCCACUGCUCCCCCUCCCCGGCACCUCUGCUAUACUAACCCAUAGGACCAGCCACUUCGAGUAUUCUUUGGAAAGCCUCGCUUUGGCAGCGAGAGUACGUCUUCUUCUUCGAGAUCGGCCUAAAGCUCACCAACAGCCGCAUCAGGAAAUCGAAAAGACACACUCGUCUUGUUUCACCGCCAGCCGUCAUCUCCCCCGGCACGAAUCAUAUUCUUCGCAACUCUACAGCACAAUGUCAUCGGCUCUGGCUCGGGUGAGCACACCCGCGAAGCAGGUCGCGACAGCCCCAGCGGCCAAUAGCCCAGGCACAUGGAGACAUCCCCGACUCCACGAAAUCGCCAGGCGCCGUGAUGCCUCAAAUUUCUCCGAGAAGAAUGUGCGGCGCAUUAUCUAUAAUAUCAUCGCCUUGCUGUUGAUGUGGUGCCUCCAGCUGCUGGCCAAGUUCAAGAUCGACGCGCAAAUGUUCCCCAAGCCGUUUCGACAAUACUUUGGCUGGGCGUGGUUUCUCGUUCAGCUGGUGCCCUUCAUCCAGAUUGGCAUGGCAUGCCUGCCGCUUGUCCGCCCCAAGGACGAGCUCUCCGAUAUCCCGUUGACGGCUACGCAGCGGAAACUGCUGGGACUGAACCCGGCACUUGGCACAGUAACUCCCGACGCAACAUUCAGCACCCCGCCGAGAUAUUCGCGAACGCCGUCCAUGGCUGGUUCUUUGGGGAGCAGAGCUAGUUACAACGGCUCUCCUCUCGAAGGACGAGGAAGCCCGGUCCCUUUUUCUCCAUCUCAGAGCUUUGCCGGCUCCAUCUCCCAAUUCUCCCCUCAUCCCAUGGGAAGUCCUCUAUCACAGAGUGUUAAUGGCAUGAGCCAUAGUACAUCUUCUUUUGGAUCACCAAGCGCCUUUAGCAGUUCCUUCAAUGGCGGCAACUUUGGCGCGGGCGGCAACUUUGGCGCGAGCACCUCGUCAAAUGUCUUUUCUGAUCCCGCCUCACCAAGCCCGUCAGCAGGUAAGAGGACAAGCAUUGGGCUCAACAGCAAGUGGCUGUACGAAAAGGGAAGAAAAUCAACCUCAGGGAGCACUUGGGUUCACUGA
Trichoderma gamsii is the source of this 1338-nucleotide messenger RNA. RefSeq lists its product as hypothetical. The coding region runs from base 1 to 1338 and encodes 445 amino acids. The transcript is spliced from 3 exons. Gene Ontology annotation, cellular component: nuclear outer membrane; nuclear pore transmembrane ring. Lineage: Eukaryota; Fungi; Ascomycota; Sordariomycetes; Hypocreales; Hypocreaceae. The record is from RefSeq and is a predicted model, not a curated record. Gene Ontology annotation, biological process: spindle pole body duplication; protein import into nucleus.